Clunio marinus is the source of this 246-nucleotide messenger RNA. The record is from the annotation of a GenBank genome assembly. Lineage: Eukaryota; Metazoa; Arthropoda; Insecta; Diptera; Chironomidae.
AUGGACUUAGCUCAGAUCAUUGCUCGAUGUUCUUGUCUGAUGGUUAAAUUGGCAGAUUGUUUUGAUCACUUUAAGCAUCCAAUUAAUGAUGUUUCGCUAAUUAUCAGCGGGCAGAACAUGGUGUUUAAUUAUUUUACCCUUCAGUCUCAGUUGUUUAUUGAUUUGAACCCCCCACAAAUGGCAGCCUUUUCAUACCCAAAAAGCAGAAGUGGGAAAUUUUCCGCCAGUGCUGAGAUGAGAAGUUGA